Molecule: messenger RNA, 3362 nt
Organism: Propithecus coquereli (Coquerel's sifaka)
Lineage: Eukaryota; Metazoa; Chordata; Mammalia; Primates; Indriidae
Gene: SLC13A5
Product: solute carrier family 13 (sodium-dependent citrate transporter), member 5
Exons: 10
Coding region: 88-2055 (655 amino acids)
Biological process (GO): monoatomic anion transmembrane transport; citrate transport
Cellular component (GO): membrane
Molecular function (GO): succinate transmembrane transporter activity; citrate transmembrane transporter activity; sodium:dicarboxylate symporter activity
Source: RefSeq, a predicted model, not a curated record
AUCCCGGGUGACUGCGGCCCCUUCUUAAGCCCGCAGAGCCUCCAGCUGCCCCUCACUGGACUCUCCUGCUAGUCUCCCUCCCCCACGAUGGCCUCGGCGCUGAGCUAUGUCUCCAAGUUCAAGUCCUUCGUGAUCUUGUUCGUCACCCCGCUCCUGCUGCUGCCACUCAUCAUUCUGAUGCCCGCCAAGUUUGUCAGGUGUGCCUACGUCAUCAUCCUCAUGGCCAUUUACUGGUGCACAGAAGUCAUCCCUCUGGCUGUCACCUCCCUCAUGCCUGUCUUGCUUUUCCCACUCUUCCAGAUCCUGGACUCCAAGGAGGUGUGUGUCCAGUACAUGAAGGACACCAACAUGCUGUUCCUGGGUGGCCUCAUGGUGGCCGUGGCUGUGGAGCACUGGAACCUGCACAAGAGGAUCGCCCUGCGGACGCUCCUCUGGGUGGGGGCCAAGCCUGCACAGCUGAUGCUGGGCUUCAUGGGCGUCACGGCCUUCCUGUCCAUGUGGAUCAGCAACACGGCCACCACAGCCAUGAUGGUGCCCAUCGUGGAGGCCAUGCUGCAGCAGAUGGAAGCCACCGGCACAGCCACCGAGGCCGGCCUGGGGGCACUGGAGCUGGUGGAAAAGGGCAAGACCAGCGCGUUGCCAGGGAACCAAGUGAUUUUCGAAGGCCCCGUCUUGGGGCAUCAGGAAGACCGCGACAGGAAGAACAUGUGCAAGGCCAUGACCCUGUGUGUGUGCUAUGCCGCCAGCAUAGGGGGUACAGCCACCCUGACCGGGACAGGACCCAACGUGGUGCUCCUGGGCCAGAUGAGCGAGUUAUUUCCUGACAGUAAAGACCUCGUGAACUUCGCCUCUUGGUUCGGGUUUGCCUUCCCCAACAUGCUGAUCAUGCUGCUGCUCGCCUGGCUGUGGCUCCAGUGCGUUUAUAUGAGAUUCAAUUUUAAAAAAUCCUGGGGCUGCAAGCUGGAGCAGGGCAAUGAGAAGGCUGCCUACGAGGUGCUGCAGGAGGAGUACAGGAAGCUGGGCCCUGUCUCCUUCGCGGAGGUCAACGUCCUGAUCUGCUUCCUCCUGCUGGUCGUCCUGUGGUUCUCCCGCGACCCUGGCUUCAUGCCCGGCUGGCUGUAUGUCGCCUGGGUGGAGGGUGAGACAAAGUAUGCCUCCGACGCCACUGUGGCCAUCUUUGUGGCCACUUUGCUAUUCAUUGUGCCUUCCCAGAAGCCCAAGUUCAACUUCUGCAGCCAGACGGAGGAAGAAAGGAAAACUCCAUUUUAUCCCCCUGCACUGCUGAAUUGGAAGGUGACCCAGGAGAAGGUGCCCUGGGGCAUUGUGCUGCUACUAGGGGGCGGAUUUGCUGUGGCUAAAGGAUGUGAGGCCUCGGGGCUGUCCGAGUGGAUGGGGAAGCAGAUGGAGCCCUUGCACGCCGUGUCCCCAGCAGCCAUCACCAUCAUCUUGUCCUUGCUUGUUGCUGUGUUCACUGAGUGCACAAGCAACGUGGCCACCACCACCCUGUUCCUGCCCAUCUUUGCCUCCAUGGUAAGUAACCCUGAUGGCAGGGUGGGGGUGGGGACUUGGGCCUCAUUUCAUAGGAAACUGUCAACACAUGACCAUGUUCUGGGUCCCCGGAGAGGAGAUGAAAUCGGGGCUAGAGCCCGACCAGGCUUUGUGGCCUGGGUCUGGUCCUGCUGUGGAUCUGUGUCCCCAGCCGCCCCACUCCGGAGGCCCUUGCUGCCUUGCCAGUUCCUCUUUGUGUCCUGCACACUGACCAAAGCACCAGACGUGGACCAGAUGUUCCAAAUGUAUUUCAUAAAUCUGACUGGAUUAUUUUUCAAGCAGAAGGGACAGGACUUGUGCCAAGGAAGAGUGGCCAGUGCCACGGUCUUUGGGUUCACAGCACAGGGGUGCAGGACUGCAGGGCAGGAGGAGCACCAGGGCUGGGACCCACCAGAGGGAGGCCUUGGGGAAUGGGCAGGUGAGGAGAGAGCGCUCUGGGAACACGGAGCAGCCCGGGGAAAGGCAAUGGGGCGCAUGGCUGAGGACUCCGGGAGCCUUGCCGGGUGAGCCUGGGGCAAGGGAUCAGUGGUGACCCAGGCCCAAGAGGUGGCUGGUGGCGGAGGGGCUGCUGAGCGCCAGGCUAACAUGUCCUGUUCUGUGGGCAAGCAUGUUUUUGAGUUGGGGUUGAGAAGAAAGCAGAGUUUAUAGGAAAAUCGGUGGGGAUGUUUCUUGCAUUUCCUUCUGUCAUUCAUUGAAAAGCAGUGCCAGCCUCGGGGUGCUGUGGAAAGAGCCCUGGGCUUGCAGUCAGAAGACCUGAGGUCAAGUUGUGGGAUCCCCAAACAUGUCUCUGAAGUUCCUUCCUCCUAGAGUUGCGCUGAGGGUCAAGUAAGAUGGGAGCUAUGAAAAGCCUCUGUGGACUGCAAAAUGAGCAAGGCGAGGCCGCAGUUAUUCUGGAGUCAGGAGACAGACUUACAAGGGGCCUGAACACAGGACUGAAGUUGGUAAAUUUCCAUUUGGCUGCCUGGGUGUCCACGUGUAUAAAAAGCAAACCUAAGUGGUUUUUUCCUUCCAUUCCAAGCAAAGAUGAAAGUGUUAAAAAUAGCAGGGUGGCUUGUGUCCUCCUCCCCUGAGCAGGCCGCCCAGACGGAUGCUGAGGAAGAGGAGCACCCUCUGACACUGGGUAUGUGGAGGUGAUGCCUCCCCUUCCCCAGCAGAGGCCCUGGCUUUGCCAUCUCCAGCACUAACAGGGAGCAACAAGGGUCCCAACCAGACAAAUGCAGGCCUUAACCCCAGGGGGUGGCCAGGCCCUUUGCAAACAGGUUUUUCUAGAACCAGAAGCCCCAAGCAGGAUGUCCCCCAGCUACCUCCAAGACCCUCACACUCCGGCCUCAGCACACACCUAUGAGAAAGGCAAAGGUGGUGGUCGCCAGCUGAGUCACAGAGGAACGUGGGGUGCACACACCGUAGGGUGACCAAAGCUAGGAGCAGCCUGCGCCCUUCCUGGGACCUCUCAGUUACUCCCAGAGGGAGUGUAACUUGGUGCAGCCUUUUCAGGGGGCUGUUUACCAACAGGAACUGGAAACUUAAACCUGCUCAUACCCUUUGACUCAGCAAUUUCAUGUCUGGGAAUAUAGCUUAGAAAAUAAUCAGAGAUUCCUAGUAGCAUAUAUUAUGGUGAUGUAAGACAGAAUCAUUUAUUAUAAAAAUAUAUCCAUAAUAAUAGGGGGGUGGUGAAAUAAAUUAUCGUAUAUCCAGAUAAUGUAAUACUAUCAGGCGUUAAAAACCACAGUUUUGUAAAGUAAUAAAGUGGGAACAUGCUCAUGGUAUAAUUUUUUAAGUUGAAACUGUAAUACAAGGCCGGGCGAGGUGGCUCA